GUGCUAUCAAACCAUCCAAGUUUCCUCUUCGGUACAAGGUCUGCAAGGCAGCAAUAACAAGCUAUAGCUAUCCUCUUCAAGCCAAGAACGCUUAGAGAUCGAUCUGUUCACAGACACGACAUAUAUAUUAGAAAGCAGAUAUGGACCGUGUGAUGAAGCUGGCGUCAGAGCGUGCGGUCGUGGUCUUCACCCUGAGCUCCUGCUGCAUGUGCCACACCGUGGCACGACUCUUCUGUGACCUCGGUGUCAAUGCGCUUGUGCACGAGCUAGACCAGGACCCUAGGGGAAAGGAGAUGGAGAGAGCUCUCCUCAAAAUGCUUGGGAAAAGCCCGUCUGUUCCGGUGGUGUUCAUCGGCGGGAAGCUUGUCGGCGGGACAAACAGGCUCAUGUCUCUGCAUCUCAGCGGCGAGCUGGUCCCAAUGCUGAGGAAUGCAGGCGCCCUCUGGCUAUAGGCCAGCAAAGGGUUUCCACUCGGAAAUAAAAUUUUGUCAAAGACUGUGAAGUAUCUGCAUUUUAUACUUUCCUAGAAUAACCUAAUGACCUAGUUUA
Molecule: messenger RNA, 549 nt
Organism: Lolium perenne
Lineage: Eukaryota; Viridiplantae; Streptophyta; Magnoliopsida; Poales; Poaceae
Product: putative glutaredoxin-C14
Source: RefSeq, a predicted model, not a curated record